Gorilla gorilla gorilla (western lowland gorilla) is the source of this 2192-nucleotide messenger RNA. RefSeq names its product decapping mRNA 1B (gene DCP1B). The record is from RefSeq and is a predicted model, not a curated record. Gene Ontology annotation, molecular function: enzyme activator activity; mRNA binding. Gene Ontology annotation, biological process: positive regulation of catalytic activity; deadenylation-independent decapping of nuclear-transcribed mRNA; deadenylation-dependent decapping of nuclear-transcribed mRNA. The transcript is spliced from 9 exons. Gene Ontology annotation, cellular component: P-body. Bases 173 to 2038 code for a protein of 621 amino acids. Lineage: Eukaryota; Metazoa; Chordata; Mammalia; Primates; Hominidae.
AGUGAGGCCUUGCGUCUGUCGGCGGGCAGGGGGGUGGGGGUGACUGGAGCCGGAAGGCCUCCCGGGCCUUGUGGUCGCCGUGGGUUCUCGGUUGCGAGGCAGCUCGCUCGUUCUGCGAUCUAUUGAGAGUGGCUUCCAAGAGCCCCGUGCCUAUGUCUGGGAGGGAGGGAAGAUGGCAGCCGUGGCGGCAGGCGGCCUGGUGGGAAAGGGGCGCGACAUCAGCCUAGCGGCCCUGCAGCGCCACGACCCCUAUAUCAACCGCAUCGUGGACGUGGCCAGCCAGGUGGCUCUGUACACCUUCGGCCAUCGGGCCAACGAGUGGGAGAAAACUGAUGUGGAAGGAACCUUAUUUGUUUAUACAAGGUCUGCUUCUCCAAAGCACGGAUUCACCAUUAUGAAUAGGCUGAGCAUGGAAAAUAGGACAGAACCUAUUACUAAAGACUUGGAUUUCCAACUCCAGGACCCUUUCCUUCUCUACAGAAAUGCCAGAUUGUCCAUCUAUGGAAUUUGGUUUUAUGAUAAGGAAGAAUGCCAAAGAAUUGCAGAGCUUAUGAAAAACCUAACUCAGUAUGAACAGUUGAAAGCCCAUCAGGGAACUGGAGCAGGAAUUUCCCCAAUGAUCCUCAAUUCAGGGGAGGGCAAAGAAGUAGACAUUUUGCGAAUGCUCAUCAAGGCCAAAGACGAAUACACAAAGUGUAAAACCUGUUCUGAGCCAAAAAAGAUAACCAGUUCCUCUGCCAUCUAUGACAAUCCAAAUCUCAUCAAACCAAUUCCAGUGAAACCCAGUGAAAACCAGCAACAGCAUAUACCUCAGCCCAACCAGACCUUAGACCCUGAACCCCAGCAUUUAUCCUUGACAGCUCUGUUUGGGAAGCAGGACAAAGCUACAUGUCAGGAAACUGUGGAGCCUCCGCAGACUCUCCACCAGCAGCAGCAGCAGCAGCAGCAGCAGCAGCAGCAGCAGCAAGAGAAGCUUCCAAUUAGGCAGGGGGUUGUACGCUCCCUGUCCUAUGAGGAACCCAGAAGACACUCACCCCCCAUUGAGAAGCAGCUCUGUCCAGCCAUUCAGAAACUCAUGGUCAGGAGUGCAGACCUCCACCCAUUGUCAGAGCUGCCUGAAAACCGGCCUUGUGAAAAUGGCAGUACCCAUUCUGUGGGAGAAUUUUUUACAGGACCUGUCCAGCCAGGGUCUCCUCACAACAUUGGAACUUCUCGUCGUGUACAAAAUGCUUCCAGAACUCAGAACCUGUUCGAGAAACUUCAAAGUACCCCAGGGGCAGCAAACAAGUGUGACCCUAGUACACCAGCACCUGCCAGCUCAGCUGCCCUGAACCGCAGCAGAGCUCCCACUUCUGUCACCCCUGUGGCUCCAGGAAAGGGUCUGGCUCAGCCACCACAGGCCUAUUUCAAUGGUUCCCUUCCACCUCAGACAGUAGGACAUCAGGCUCAUGGAAGAGAACAGUCCACACUCCCAAGACAAACACUCCCCAUCUCUGGUAGUCAGACUGGCAGCUCUGGAGUGAUCUCCCCUCAAGAGUUACUGAAGAAGCUUCAGAUUGUACAGCAGGAGCAGCAGCUGCAUGCCUCUAACCGGCCAGCCUUGGCCGCCAAGUUUCCUGUGCUCGCUCAGAGCUCUGGAACAGGGAAACCCUUGGAAUCCUGGAUCAACAAGACAUCCAGCACAGAACAGCAGACUCCUCUUUUCCAGGUCAUCUCACCUCAGCGCAUCCCUGCUACAGCAGCUCCGUCUCUGCUUAUGUCCCCCAUGGUGUUCGCACAACCCACCUCCGUCCCGCCAAAGGAAAGGGAGAGCGGCCUCUUGCCUGUGGGAGGCCAGGAGCCACCUGCUGCCGCCACCAGCCUCCUCCUGCCCAUACAGAGCCCGGAGCCCUCCGUGAUCACCAGCAGCCCACUCACCAAGCUCCAGCUCCAGGAGGCACUGCUGUACCUCAUUCAGAAUGAUGACAACUUCUUAAAUAUAAUCUAUGAAGCCUAUCUCUUCAGCAUGACUCAAGCAGCCAUGAAAAAGACUAUGUAACAGCAAGGCCUUUUAAAACUGAUUUUCAAGGUCCUUCUAGAACUCCGGCACAAGGUUCUUUCAUGUUGAGUGUUGUUUCCUUCAAUGUUUCUGCCUUUUUAAAAAAAAAAAGUAUGUGUAAUAUGAAGUAAAAUGUUUCAGACUUUUUUUUAUA